AAGAAAACACGACGGUCUAAGUUGCCAGACCACAACAGCCAGGACCCCAAGAGAGACCCCGCACAUUGGGAGAAGCAAAACUCUCUGUCAGUGAGGAACAAGGGCAGAUGGAGCGCCAGGUUGGAGAGAACAGGGGGCACAGCAGCCAGUGCGCUGAGGAGAGGAACCAGCCGACAAGGAGGGAAGCCCAGUAUCAAGCAGAAGUCUCCCCAGGAGCGAGGGAUGACGGGCGCUGGAAUGGGGGCUGUCGUCCCCCCUGACUUGUCAAGCAGCCGCAACUUUAGCGAGACCAAAGGAGGUACUGAUGGGGCGGCUAAGCUACCUGCUGCGGUCGCCGCCAUACCAGGGGAGCCGGGCAGUGUGGAUGGCGCACACCAAGCCUCCAGUAGUGACUUUGUGCCUAAGUGUGACAUCAUAGGCAAGGACGCCCUUUCCGCCCUCCAUCGCGCUGGGUCACAGCAGUGCCGACAAGAGAUCGCCAACAUCGUGUGCCAGCAUCAGGCUGGUCUGCUCAUGCCAAAGGCACUCCCUCAGUUCUGCCCCCAGCUCGGUAUAUUAAAUUCAGUUCAGUCCGUUGGCGAGCUGGACAACAGCCUGUCCAAAGUGGAGAACCCCAUCAGGGUGGCUUUUGUUCUGAUGGUCCACGGCCGAGCCGUACGGCAGCUCAAGCGUCUCAUCAAGGCCAUAUACCACCGUGACCACUACUACUACAUCCAUGUAGACAAGCGGUCCGGCUACAUGCACCGAGAGGUCCUGCAGCUCGCCCAGCAGUUCCCAAAUGUGCGAGCCACGCCCUGGAGGAUGAUCACCAUCUGGGGGGGUGCCAGCCUCUUGAAGGCUUACCUACGCAGCAUGCAGGACCUGCUCUCCAUGCUGGACUGGAAAUGGGAUUUUUUCAUCAAUCUCAGCGCCACAGACUUCCCCACCAGGACCAAUGAUGAACUGGUGGCUUUCCUGUCUCAGAACAGAGACAAAAACUUCCUCAAGUCACACGGGAGAGAGAAUGCACGGUUUAUUAAAAAGCAGGGCCUCGACCGUCUCUUCCACGAGUGUGACAACCACAUGUGGCGCCUUGGGGAGCGCAGCAUCCCAGAAGGCCUGGAGGUCUCAGGUGGCUCUGAUUGGUUUGCGCUCACCCGCCGCUUUGUGGAGUACGUCAUCAACUCCCAGGAUGACCUGGUUACAGGGCUGAAGCAGUUCUAUUCCUACGCCCUGCUCCCCGCUGAGUCUUUCUUCCACACGGUGCUGGGGAACAGUCAUAUGUGUGACACCCUGGUGGACAACAACCUGCGGGUCACCAACUGGAAUCGUAAGCUUGGCUGUAAAUGUCAGUACAAGCACAUUGUCGACUGGUGUGGCUGCUCUCCCAAUGAUUUCAAACCGCAAGACCUCAUCCGGAUACAGCAAUUGACCCGUCCCACAUUCUUUGCCCGUAAAUUUGAGUCAACAGUGAACCAGGAGGCCAUAGACAUCCUGGACACUCACCUCUACGGCCAGUACGCUCCGGGCACCAUUGCCAUCAAGGCGUACUGGGAGAGCGUGUUCGAGCAGUCGGACAGUGUUGGCUCUCUCAGUGACGUGGCUCUCACUGCUUACACUUCUUUCUUUCGCCUGGGUCUGAAGAAUUUGGCGACGGCUCAGAGCAAUGUGGAGUCCUGCAGGUUUGAAUCAGUAGGCUACCCUCUAUCGGUACACUUGUACUUCUAUGACGACCGUUUCCAAGGGUACGUGGUGCGUCAGGAAACUCAGGCUGUGGGGUCAAAGGUCAGGGAGACGCUGGAGAUGUGGGCAGUGCCGCAGGCCUCGUUCGUACUGGAGAAGAACCUUAAAGAGUUUGAAAGACUGAAGAAUCUGGAAAUCGGCACAGGGUGGGAUCCAAAAGAACGAAUCUUCCGUAACUUCGGUGGGGUCAUCGGGCCUUUGGAUGAACCGCUGGCAGUCCAGAAUUGGGCCCGUGGUCCCAACCUCACAGCCACUAUUGUGUGGCUUGACCCGGCUCUGGUGGUGGCAGCGUCAUACGACAUCACAGUGGAUGUGGAUGCAGAAUACACCCAGUACAAACCGCCGUUGCAGCGCCCCCUGCGGCCCGGGACCUGGACAGUGCGGGUGUUAAAGCAAUGGGAGCGUGUGGCAGAAGUUCGCUUCCUUGUCAUGCCGCUAACCUUCAAAGAUAAGGAGCCACUUCGCAAAGAAGAGGACAGCUGGCUCCAUGCAGGCCCUCCUGGGAACAUGUACAUGGAGCAGAGUUUCCAGCAGCUGAGCUCCUUGCUGAAGCUGCCUCCCCAGGAGCCUGCCAUGCGGGAGGCCCAGCGUAGAGCCCAGCUUGUGGGUCUUCCCCUUGAAGAGUGGCUGGACAGUGGUGUGAGGACCUUCUGGGUUAUGGGCAACCUGUGCACCACACAGACUUCCUCCUGCCCAGCACUGGGACCUUGCUCCAAAACCUCCUGGAGCUCUCUGUCCCCGGACCCCAAGUCUGAACUGGGCCCUGUCAAAAGUGACGGGCGUAUCAGGUAGCCCCAAGAGAGGAGAGACUGUAGACUGUAACACAUACACAGGAAGAAUGAGGGAGAGCUGGACCUACACUAGGGAGAUCCAGGAGAACCUGUGUGAACCGGAUAUUAUCCCGACGGUCGGCUCAGAGCUCAGGGGCACAUAAACAACCACAAGAAAACUUUCUGCACUGAGCAGUCGGGACAUUCUUAGUGAAGUGGUGACACAGAUGACAAACCGGAGGAUAUGACUGCUGAAUAUUUGCACAUAGAAGAUCGCAAGCGUAGACUUGUGUCAUUGUUUGCUGAGUGAUUACAUGGAUGCCAGAUGUGUUGUUGCACACAGGUUUCAGUUUUCCUUGAAAGAAUCAGAAAGCAGUUGUCAAACCUCGACUCGGGUCUCCUCGCUGCACUUUGAGCUUCAUUUCAAGGGAGAGCAGAAACCUCUGAAUCAUAUUAUUGUGCUUAUUUUGAAGCAUUUUCUGUGUAAGUAUGUGGAGCAGACAGAUGAAGUGCACUUUACUGUACGACUAUGGCGUCACACAGAGGUCACUCGGUCACAGUGCGAGGAGCAGACGUUCUAAAAGUCACGGGCACGUCACCUGUUUGAAUCACACUAGGCUCUAAGACAAAUACCUUCUUUUAUUUUAGUUCUGUUUACUGUGACGUAUGAUUUUUUUAACGUGUCAUUUUUGUUAAUUCCCAGAAAUGACUUUUCAAGUGUUUCUGAUGUCCGUUGUUGCAAAAAAAAAAAAGCCACUCUGCGUUGUUUUUGUGGUCAAAGCAAGUGCCUCGACGGCUGCAGUAACAGGGCCGCAGAUGGUGUGGCUGCAUUCAAAAAUCCCUCCGAGAACGUUGAUAAAACAAUCUCAACUCAAAAGAUGCUCAGUUUCACGUCAGCUGGGCGGAUAAGGAUGUGUGGUGUGGUCCAAAUCCUCAAAACAAGAGAGUUAGUGGAGCUGGAGAUUGUUUAGUUUAAUGAUGUGACAAUGCUCAAAUCUUCUGAAGUCAUUUAGAGCUGCAACGAGUUUUCGAUUCAUCGAUUUGUCUUUUGAUCCAUCAGUUGAUUUUUCAGUUCAAUGUGAGAAUCUUGCAUCAUUGUAAUUUUGAUAUUUGCGUGGACAAAAUAAGACGCCAUCUCAGACUUCAGGAUUUAGUGACGGGCAUUCGUCACAAAUAUCUGAAAUUUUAUUUAACCAAUGAUCAAUCAGUAAGUUGUGAGGAUAACUGCAUAUUUAUCAUGAAUUUUAAGUAUUUCUAUGUUGCAGCUUAAAUACAAUUUGGUUUUUAAAUCAAAGUCAAAAUCUAAAUCAAAGUCAGUUUAGCAAAGGGAAAAGAAUUUGGAUGAAACUGAAAAGGAAAUGAUUGACAUUUUGGGAAAUACCUUUUCUUUAUGAGAGUUAGAUCAAAUGAGAAUAUUUAUAACCGACCUCAUGUUUACGCACUAAAUACACAGCUACAGCCUGCUUUGUAUUUCCCAACAAGUCAAAACUUUCCAUUUAAAUACAUCAUUUCGAAUCACAAACCUGGUUAUACGUGUACGUUAUACCUCCGUUGUAUCAGUUUAAAAAUGCAGUAUUGUCACUCGUAUGCUCUGUUUACCUCACUGGUUCUUUAUUCCCAUUUCAUUUCUAAAGGUGCGUUUCAUUUCGACUUUUUAUGUUCACCAACCAAACAAUGGAAAACGGUACACUGUAUGUUUUUAAAGUUUAGAUUUUAGUGUGAUAAAGAGAAUCUAAGCUGCCUUUACUUAGCUGAGAAGAUGAAUUGUUUAUACGGGAGAAUAGUUUCCAGAGAUGUGCAAUUAACGCCUUUCCAGAGGAUAGUGAAGCCCCCUGUCUGUCUUAGUUUGCAUUAAUGGUAGUUGGCCACCAUAUGAGUUUUCAAGUGACCUUGUUUACCUUGCACAGGACAGCUGCUUCGGUGAAACUCCAGUUCCUUUUGAGAGGAGCGAGCAAAGUCAUCGGCGUAGCAGAUUUUAUUUUUCUACACAUUUUGAGAGGAAUUGUCUGAGUUCUCUGUUAAACCAUUAAAAACUGCUGACUUCUUAUGUUGUAUUUGACGGUCCACAUGUUCAGUGACAUCUGAUGCAGACUUGUUUUAUUUUUAUUCACUUUUUCAUUUGGAGGAGGAGGAGGAGGAGGAGGGUGGGAUGUUAAGGUUUCCAUCCGUGCUGCUAUGAUGAAGAGCAGAGGUCCUGGUGAGUCAUGGUUGGCGCCGUGGUUCUUAUCUGAGUAGGGAACUUUGUCGCUGUACGCCUCUGGACAAGCUCAUAGGAUAGAAGUCCUGACUGAUGACUCAAUAAAAAAAACAUUUAUAAGAA
Molecule: messenger RNA, 4812 nt
Organism: Paralichthys olivaceus (Japanese flounder)
Lineage: Eukaryota; Metazoa; Chordata; Actinopteri; Pleuronectiformes; Paralichthyidae
Source: RefSeq, a predicted model, not a curated record